GGACGUCAUCCACCGGAAAGGACGCGACUUUUUUUCUCUUGGCCAUGGUUAUUGACGCGUAGCUUGAACGCAGCUCGUUGAACCCCAUGAAGCAUAUAAUGCAUCCAAACAGGAACGAGCCUGUAUACUCGGACGAUAUACCAGCGGUCGCCCAAGCUCCUUGGAACAAGGCUUGCAUGGCACUUACAAUGCCUCCGAAUCUACUAUGACCCCCAUCUCCCUUAUGAUCGAAAUCUCCAACGCGCCCUCCUCCGCAUCAUCUUCCUACUCCUAAGUAGGCUCACCCUCCCUGUGAUGCACGACGAAGACGAAACGUGGUUUUAUGUGGCCCAAGGUCGGGAGGCAUUGCGAUGCGAACGUGAAGUUUUGGGGUAAGAAGACGGUAUUGAUGAUGUGCAGGGGACGGUUGGGACUAGGCUAUGGGCCGGGAAAGGGGUCACCUUUGGCCAUAUGCAUGUGACCGUUACCAGUGGAUUAUGGUGCAUAGGCCUAUUUUGGAGUGAUCACUCCAUCGAGAAGUAUAUAAGUGAAGUGGUCAGCAAAAUGUAUAUGUGGAUAUAAGAAUCAUUCCAAAUGAUGCGCAUACAUCGGCCUUACCCCAGUGAAGGCAAUUAGGACUACACGAUAGCAAUGUCUCGCCGCAUUUACGCUCUCGUUCUCACUCUUACCUUCUUCAUGCUCCAAAAUCUGAUGCACCCAUACCUAUCAUAGCGUCAAUGGACCAGCUGGACGUGCCGUAAAUCGCUAACGUCGGUGCCGAAGAGCUCUGGGCACAUGUCCUGGGGCUUUAUAUACUGAUGAUGGCGAAGAGGCGCUUUUACAGUCUCCCCUUCCGUACCCCAACAGGCCCUCGAUAGCUCUCGAAGUACGCCUUGGCGAGAUAGUCGAUUGGUUUUGGGUACUUACUCGGCCAGGCUAAGAAGAUCACUACCACACCGAAUUGCAACAAUGGACGACGUAGAAGCAGCACUUGAAGCGCACCAGACAGCAGCAGACAUUGGCGAGGAAGACUCUGACGCCACAAUCAGCGCGAUCCAAAAAAUCAUCGCGUCUUGUGCCGACGAUGACGAGGCCCUCCCUGUCCAUCUUUCUAUAGCACUUCAGCUAACCGUUCCUAGUGAUCCUGAUCGUCCUGAGCGCUUAUGCGCUGUCGCCGUCGAUUUAGAGGCUCUUAGCCGUCUCGAAGGCGAUCCAUCGCUCUUGAAACGCAGUAUAACUCUGGCCAUCGAAGCUGUUGAGGCAACACCAUUGGACGAGGCCAAUGCACAGAGUCGACGAGAGCGUCAGUAUAAUCUUUCAGUUUCUCUUCAUGGACGAUACAUCCGUGAUGGGGAUAUAUCAGAUCUCACCCGAGCAGCCGACGAGCUGGACAAAGUCAUCCAGAAUGCUGGAGGUACGGAAAGCGAUCUUGACCCCGAUGUCGUGCACGAGCUGGCUAAUAUACAUUACGACAUGUAUGAGCACAGAGGAGGCCUUGCCGAUCUAGAGAAGGCCGUCGAUCUCUACCAAAAUGCUCUCACUUCUGCUGAAGAGACCAAUUCUGAAUCUCAGGGAAGGAGAAUAUGCGCUGCUUUAGCACGCGCACUGCAUGCUCUGUAUGCCGCAACGGGCGACGGAGAACAUCUCGAGCUCUGUAUCACUCAUAUGCGCAAAGCGCUCGAGCUCACCUCUGAGGACUCUAUUCUAUUCGCGGAUUACCAAAGCUAUCUAGGAGCCUUUCUAGGCCGACUCUACAGUGCUACUCGACGCGUCAAGUACCUCCGCGAAGCCAUCGAACUGGAACGUGGGUCCCUUCACGCCACAAGCGAUGAUCACCCACUUCUCGCCCUACGAUAUGCUAAUCUUGGAGAGUCCUUGGGUGUUCUCUACGAGAGAAAUUCACAGGAAUCUGUGGGAUCUGAAGUCAUAGAUAUGCACCAGAAGGCAUUCGAGAUUAGUCCAACCCAUCCAUGGUGUUUCUGGUGGAAGACUAAGCUCUCGAGCAUCCUCAUGCACCGCUUUUCGCAACAAGGCCACUUCUUCGACCUCGAUGAAGCUAUACGAAUCUCCCGGGAGGCGACAGAGAGCGUCUCCCCUGACAAUCCCUCCGUAACCAUAGUUCAUAUGAGAUACGCUAUGGCUUUAGCGCUUCACGACGAACGGGAACCGCAUUCUCGAGUGAUUAUUGAGCGAUCAUUCCGUACAGGCUUGCGCGCACCUGGCACUCUGCCCAACGACAAAGUCGAAUGCGCCCUGCAGUAUGCAAACUACGCCGAGAAACGAUUGAGUGCUGUCAAGGCUAUUGAAGGAUACGAGAUCGCUUUAGAUCAUAUCCCUCAAGUGCUCUGGCUAGGGAUGGCCGUCUCCGACCGAAGAAUUCGUAUGCGAAAUCUCAACCUCGUCUCCAUUGCCUCUGACGCCGCUGCAUGUUGUCUCGCAGCGGACCAACCAGAGAAGGCCAUAGAGCUACUUGAGCGUGGACGCUCACUUGCAUGGUCACAGGCAUCCUCACUUCUCACUGAUGUCUCCGAUCUGGAUCGAGCAUAUCCAGAAGAGGCAUUGAAAUUCAAGGAGCUUUCCGCUCAACUCACAGUGUGGAAUCGCAGAGGCAGUGGCCACCGCCGCCAUCACGACGACCAAUCUGCUCCCGUGACCCCUUUGGACCAAGGUCAUCGCUUGACCCUCGAAUGGAACGCGCUCGUUGAUCGUAUUCGUGACCUUCCUGGGUUUCAUCAUUUUCUGAAACCUGCUACAUACUCCAGGCUAGCUAAGUCUGCACAUAACGGGUCCGUCGUCGUGCUUAAUAGCGCAAGGAGACGCAACGACGCUAUCAUUUUACCGCCUCACGGCGACAUAUUGGUUGUACCUCUUCCUAACGUCGCAAUCCCUGAACUCAAGGCGUUUGCCCUGGAUUCGUCUCGUGGACGUGGACGUUGUGUGCGUGGCGUUAAGCAAGCCGUUGAAGACGAUGAUACCUCCCCUUCAGAGGGUCCAAGCUAUAUUCAUGUCCUUAGCUGGCUCUGGGACAAUGUCGUCUCUCCCCUCAUUGAACCGCUCAAGAAGUUAAACGGAUCCUCUCAGCGCAUUUGGCUAUGUGCCACAGGGUUGUUUACAUUCCUUCCUGUACAUGUUGCAGCGCCUUCGAGCCCAAAUUCUGGUGAAUUGCCCGGCAUUCUCGAUCAUUUUGUCGUAUCAUAUACGCCAACUAUUACCGCACUCCUGCGUGUUCAAGAAAAUGCUUUGAAUAUCAAAGAUGAUGAAUUCAAGGCUCUCAUUGUCGGUCAACGUUACAGCACCUUCGAGGGCUUUGAAACUCUGGCUCAGACGACGGCUGCAUUGCAAGCCGUUCUGCCUCACAUCCCGGCACGGAAUCUCCUUGUUCUCCAAGAUCAGGAAGCGACAGUCGCACGAGUCGUGGAAGAGCUCGCCACUCGUUCAUGGAUUCAUUUCUGUUGCCACGGACAUCAGGAUGUUGAACCGUUGAGUAGUAGCUUGCAUAUGGCGGACGGAGGAUUGAGCAUGGCAGACUUCGCAGGGAUGCGCAUCCAGCGCGUGCAAUUUGCCUUUUUGUCUGCGUGCGAGACGCGACAGGUGGUGCCCAUGGAUAUGCCGGACGAAGCCAUGCAUUUGGCUGCGGGUCUCCAGUUUGCGGGCUUUCCGAGCAUCAUCUCGACGUUGUGGACGAUCGACGACUAUACUGCUCCAAGGGUUGCUGCCGAGGUGUAUGCAGAUAUGUUCUCAGUAAGCGACAACCCUGACCCCGGGCAGGCUGCUGUGGCACUUACGCUCGCGAUUCGCAAGCUGAAGAAAUCGAUCCCAUUCGAUAUGUUAGUCCCGUUCGUUCAUAUCGGGCUUUGA
Molecule: messenger RNA, 3837 nt
Organism: Stereum hirsutum FP-91666 SS1
Lineage: Eukaryota; Fungi; Basidiomycota; Agaricomycetes; Russulales; Stereaceae
Exons: 10
Coding region: 949-3837 (962 amino acids)
Molecular function (GO): protein binding
Source: RefSeq, a predicted model, not a curated record